Vespula vulgaris is the source of this 5687-nucleotide messenger RNA. It is a transcript of the gene stumps, whose product is annotated as phosphoinositide 3-kinase adapter protein 1. Bases 529 to 4590 code for a protein of 1353 amino acids. The record is from RefSeq and is a predicted model, not a curated record. The transcript is spliced from 19 exons. Gene Ontology annotation, molecular function: transmembrane receptor protein tyrosine kinase adaptor activity; fibroblast growth factor receptor binding. Lineage: Eukaryota; Metazoa; Arthropoda; Insecta; Hymenoptera; Vespidae. Gene Ontology annotation, cellular component: cytosol.
CAGAGAAAGAGAAAGAGAGAGAGAAAGGGAGAGAGAGAGAGUAAAAGAAAAAGAGAGAAAGAGAGAAGAAUAAGAGAAGGAGAGCACGAACACGACGACGGUCACAUGGCCACGCUCGAGUCUUCCUCUUCUUCUUCUUCUGGCCCGACUGUCAGUAUUCCGUGAAGUGUUGUGCCGUGCUUGCGUGCAGUGCCGUUUCCUUCGUCGUCUACGACGACCCUGAUGAAGACGAGAGCGAAUCGAAGAAAAACGAUUUUGACGUUAGACCGCGCACGGUUUACUCGAAGUAAUUUUAUCUUUAUACCUGCGAGGGAGCAGAGAUUGAUAAUUAAUUCGUACUAAGGUGGAAAAUAAUGUGUGCAUAGAAAAGAAGUAAAAGAAAAAUUGUUUUAAUAAAAAAGAAGAGAAGAGACAGAGAGAGAGAGAGAGAGAGAGAGAGAGAGAGAAUGAUCGACUCGCUGACAGGUGGAUACUAAAGGACUUCAACGAAGGUUGUUCAGGAUUGGUCGAAGAGGAUAGGAGGUCACCAUGGCAGUCGACAACCCUUCGUAUUUCUCGUUGUCGGUGUCAACGUCGUCGACGGACACGACAACGUCACCAUCGUCGAAUUGUCCAUCCUCAUCGACGAAUCACACGCAUCGCAGUGGUGGACACACUGGCUUGACGGCUCUCUUUCGACGUCGGCCUACCUGCAAAAUGGGUGCCACGUCUUCGACUAGCGUGGCAUCAGCCUCGACGGCUAGUACUUCAACAAAUCAUCAGGAAUCAUCGAGUCAUCGAAUCAGUGGAUCCAGUGGAUCUACACCGUCGACACCAACUGAGGAACGGGUACCCAUGUUAUCAAGAAGCACAGGGAACGGUACUACUACGAUUAAUCAAAGAAGAAGCUUUAGGAAUUUAUUUAGAUCGGUCAGUGCCAACGAUCACGAAAGGACCCAACAGUUUCUCAAGGGUGAUCCUAGACCCUCAGAUGUAGCACCACCUUCACCUUAUUUACCUCACAGAUCACAUUCGCACUCCGAGAACGACAGACGUCGUCCUGCUCGUGAUAGACGAGUCCUCAAAUCCGCUAGCGAACUUCUUUCGAACGAUAUGGUUUACUGUGGACUUUCCGGUGAUACUAAUGACCAUGACGACGAUGACGAUGACGACGACGAUGAUCAAGAUUCAACGGAAGAAGUAUUUCUUGGCGUUGAUGAUGCGAGGUAUUAUAAUCUUUCAUCGACCUUGCCAUCACCAGGAUCAGCAGCCUCAGGUCAAAGAAGACACUCCGUCGGUACUUUCCUUGGUAAGGAUCGAAACACUUGUUCUGGAAGAAGACCUACCCAAACAGUUGAAGUCUUGGUAGAACCUAGUAGUAUGGCACCACCAAUACCAACCGAUACAGUCGAUGGUAUCGUUCGUAUCGAUGACAGAAGAGACAGAUCAAAUGGAUGUAGAUCUAGACGAAGGAGACAUAGAAGCUCGUCCAGUAAAGGCUCUCGCUCAGCAACGGGUCUAUCAAAAUCCGAUAGCAGUCCUGAGGACGACGUCGUUUUCGUUUCCAGCAAGGACAGCGAAGCUUCGGGUUUAUGGGUGAAUUAUCUUACUGCUUGUUUCGAGCAGAUUAGUAGGCAGCAGGGUCGGCCACCUUUUAAAGUGCGUCAUGUCGCAGUUGAAGAGUCACUUGCUCCAGGGACAGAAGAAAGGAUCAAAUCUGCCCGUUUGCAGAUCGUUGUAGUUUGUCCAAUCCUUUUAGAGCGUGUUCUAUGUCGGCCAGAACACGCAGCUAAUCUUUCGAGACAUCUAACCAUCGAGAGAGUCCUAGCGAUGAUGCUGGGCGUGCACGAUGGCGUCGUGACGGACACUCAUAAGUCUGCCCUGGUAUCGUAUAAUCAGUGGCGGAAGUUCUUCGUUAAGGAUCAGGAUGAAACUUUCGUUGGCGAGUUUCUUGGUGCUGCCGUUAGCAUUUUAGGCACGGCCCCACCUUCAACGCUUAGAAAUGAUAAGACUGUUUUCUCCGUCCAUCCUAAAAAAGUCAAACUUGGUCAAAAUCGAAUCAUAGCUCUGUUGAAUGAUCCGUUACGUCCAGAGGACAAUGUAUCGGUUAUCGUUGAUCGCUGCGGAGAGGGUAUCGAUGUCGCUCACGUAAAAAGACGAAAUCCAUACACUCUUCAGUUCUCUAUUCCUGAAAGAUGCUUAGAAGUAUCCAUGUUGGUAGGCGUUAGAAUAUCCAGGAAUGGUUGUCCACUCGGCGUUAGGCAGGUAAAAUGCGAGAGUAGACUGAGAGAACUGGAUCAAAUUCUCAGAGCGCACGACAAUCCUCUUGAGUUUAUGUGUCAGACUUUCGGUUUCCAUCCCGGAGAUCGCGAGCAAUUGGACAAUUGGAUGGUGCACGCAUUUCAAAGGAACGUCCCACCCCAUUUCAACCUUUUAUCCACUCCAAACGACAUUCUACCUACACCUAAAAAUCACACAAAACGACUAGUCGGCCCCGAAGAGAAUCCAACGCUUUUACAUUUUGCCGCACGCUUCGGAUUGGAAAGAUUGGCCUGGCAAUUGUUAGAAUGUCCUGGAGGUGAUCUAGCUUGCGAUCUCAGAAAUGUUUCCGAAUUGACACCAGCCGAUCUUGCGGAGCAAGCUGGCCACACAAGAUUAGCUCAUCAACUUCGUGGCUACAUGCAAAUGAACGAGUUCACCAACAUGUAUAGCUACCUUAAAGUCAUAAGCGAGAACGCGUCAAGUCAGGCCACAGAUAUUCAAUCUACAAAUUCUACGAAUGACAAAAGUAACGACAAAACCAGCGAAACGAACAAUGAUAAAACGAACGAAGUCGAAGGCAACGAUAACGAAAAUAGAAUUGAAAAUAAAAACAACAACGAGAAGAACAACGAAAGAAUAAACGAUCAGGAAGAUUACUGUCGUCCUCGACCUCUCAGUGAAGCUUAUUCAGUGCCACCAGCUGCAAGACCGAUCACUAGUCUGAUUUUACCCACGCAAUUGUUGACAUCGUCCAAUAUUAAUCCGAACAAUCCCCUAGAAGCGAAUUAUUCCAUUGUUCCAGCACCCACACCAGUGAUCAUUUCACCUACAACACCCACGAUCACUUCAAAUGGUCUCGACCUACCACUUCAAGGUUACAUGAAAAUGCACCCUGCUGGACCUAAAACUCCUACGUUAAAUGGAUCACACCAAGCACCUUCCCGAACUACCACACCAACUCAAAAUCGAUCGGAUAACCAUGGCUCGCAUCCAGGAGGACGCGAAGAUAGUCAGUCUUCGGUUUCCUAUGGAAGAACUUCUUCGAAUUCCAGCACAAGAUCAAAGGAACACUCGAGACCCCAGGAUGAGCUUCUCGAGAUCAUCAACGACUUCAAGAACAACGUCUUCACAAUAUCAGAAGUCGAGAGACUCGUUGAGAAUUGGAGAAACCGAAACGACGUGCAGCAGAGUUUCAAGGACAAGCAGAGGCAAUUGACUGCCAUGAGGGAGGAAUAUGAGAGGAUACAGAAGAAGAUGAAGGAGGAGAUGAAAGCACCCACGCCUUUCGACAGAAUAAGAAAGUUCUUCUCGAAAGGGAAGAAAGACUCCAAAGAUUCCACUAAUGGUACCGAUGACUCCUCCCCAACGACAAAACCAGAAGCCGUGAACGGAACCUUGGCAGAUCGUCGACCUGUCAGCAGUCUUAGCCUUGGCAGUGUUUCCAGUUCGUCGUCGUCUGGACGAAUGAGCACUGUCAGUGGCUGCAGUGGUACCAGCCUAGGUGAUAGUGGAACCCAUUCUGAUCCCGAAGACAGAAGAAUUCAAAAUAGAGCAGAUAAAGCAGGCGUAAUGUCUUACGAAAUACCACCAACACCAAAACCACUCGCUGGUACGUACUCGCCAGCUUUGCGGUAUUCACCAUCACCUCGUUCUUCAACCGCAACAGACCUUGACCUUAGGCCAUCUCAACCACCGUCAAGAGCCGAGGACAACGAGUAUUACAUUGCUUUUCCACCAUCCGGAUUACCCGUUCACUCUUUUAAAUCAGACGGAUCACUGAGAGAACCGAUGACUCCAGGCUCACCCAGCGAACAUCCUAAAUAUCUCGAACUUAAUCAAAACGUUUCCGGGAAGAAGCACGAUGGAGAAACCACAAAACGAUCGAACACUCAUAUCGAUCCAUCUUCGAUAAACAUCACUUCAUCCGUUACACCUGUACCUCCUCCUGGUAUGUGUAUACCAUCGAAUUACGUCAACGCGAUGCCAGUCUGUGUCCUUUCGUCUUCGAGCCAAACCACAAGGUCUAAUGAGACUACCGAUGGCCUUGACCGACCUAUAGAGCCAAAUUCUAAUUCUAAUUCAAACUCGAUCGAGGUCGAAGUCGUUAUUGAACCUAUCCCUUCGUCGAACGAAGAAAACGUAUCCGUCGAACAAAACAAACAUAAUCCUGGCUCGGAUAGUAACGAGGAGUACGUACAAACGGAUGUUAAUAACGAGGACAGCAGUAAACUUCAUCACGAGUAUAUGAAUCUGGGAAUGAAUUCUCAGGACAUCGUCAAAAUCGUUGGCGCCAUUCCAAAGAAGUGGCCUGCUCCACCUGUGCCACCACGAACCGUUACCAAAAAAUAGAAGACUCCGAUCUAACUGGCAAAAAGGAUGUAUAUAUUUUCAGUGUAUUUUAUUGUUAGUGCCUUCAACGCGCGUUAAAUCUAAUAUGUAGGUAGGUCGUUUUUGACAUAACGUAUCGGACAAAGUUAAAAUUAAUCUAUUAAGUGUAACUGACAAAAUCAACAUCGUCUAUAUAAUUAGUAUAUAUUAUUUUUUUUAUCCGAUUCGUAUUAAGAAAAAAAUAUAUAUAUAUUAUUACGAUAUAGUAAGUUUAUCUGGAAAUUAAUAUGCUCGGCAAACGUUACACGAAAAUAGCUAUACAUUUGUUAUAUGUGUUAAGUAAUUUUUGAAAUAUAUAUAUAUGUGGAUAUAUAUGUGUAUAUAUAUAUAUAUAUAUACACACACACAUAUAUAUAAAACAUAUUAUCUCUCUAUGUACAUUUUUAUUCAUUUAUGAACGAAAGACAGAAAUGAGAUAAGACUUAAAAUAUUCAUGUAAAAGGCAUCAUUUUGCCUAUGCCGAUCGUCUAACUUAAUUAUUAAUUAUUUUUUACAGUCGUAAAUAUUAAGAGACAUUGUUAGUCAUCGUAAACAUCGUAAUGAUGAUACAAUUGCUAUUGACUUUCAAAGUGAUCUCUGUGAAUAAUUAGUAAACACUUUGAAUAUCAAGUAACCUGAAUGUGUCAGUGUGUAUGUAUAUGUGUGUACGUAUAUGUGCGUGAAAAAAGGGAACAUUUCUAAUGCGAUUAUCUUAAAUAAAUGUAUAACUUAAGGAAUUAUGUACGAGUAUUCGUAAAAUAGAAAUAAGCUCGGUGUAGUGCCAUUCGUAAGUAGUCUUUUUGACUCAUUUUCUCAUAAUUAAGUUAUAGAUUAUAAGAAAAAAUACAAUCUAGAGAGCGCCAAAUCAAAUUUUCCAAUUUGGUCAUUGAUACCAAAAUCUUGUAAAGAACUAUUUAUAUUACUAAUUCUCUCUCUCUCUCUCUCUCUCUCUCUCUCUCUUUCUCUCUCUCUCCUUCUCUCUCUCUUUCUCUUUCUUGUCUCUUUCUUUCUAUAGAUCGACUUUUCUUACGAAUUAUAAACCUUACGUUAAUCCUCUUAUUAAAUAUAUAUAUAUAUAU